CAUGUUAUCACGAACGAUCUGGAGGACUCUCCUAGAGUUUCGCUCACAAUUACCGCCGACCUUCCUCCUCCCAUGGACCGCGAACCUGAGCACAGUCUCGCAUUCGACAGACGCUCCCAGCGAACCGCCUCCGACCACGCAAGGCUCUAGUUCGUACGUGCCCGUACCUACACAAAGACUGCCAUCGAGACCGGAACAUGGCAAGAAACUCGGUUCAUCAAAUGGCCAGGAAGCAUCGAAUGCAUCUCUUGACAAGCAACGACAGUCUCUCGGACAAAGUCUAGAACGAGGCGAGGCAUCUCCAAAAUUGCCCUCACCUUCCAGUGGACAACCGCCUUUGAUACUCUCACGCUCCGUUCGCGAUCUUCUACCAAUACUGCAAGCGCAGAGUCCGCACUAUAUUACAGCUCAUAUCCAUGGGUUCCCAUACCUCCUUACCGAGGGCGAUACGCUUCGCUUACCAUUCCUCAUGAAAGGCGUCGAACCAGGCGAUGUCAUUCGCCUCAACCGUGCCAUUAAUCUUGGAAGCAGAGAUCUCACACUGAAAGCACCCGCACCGGGUGACAAGAUAAAAAGUCCUGCCACUUCCUCAAAACACGUUAUAGAUCCCACCACAGGAUCACUGACGACCCAUUCAAAUGUCAUGCCCAAGGGAGCAAUGGCACCGCACUUCAUUCCUCACAUUGCAAAAGGCAAGCACUCCUACAUCGACGACAGGUUGUUCGUAUGCAGAGCUGUGGUGAUGGGUGUGGAAAGUGAGCCAAUGAGAAUCAAGGAGAAGACGAAGCAAAGACAGAGGCACGUGAGAAAGGUGAAGAGCAAGCACAGAUACACCAUCUUGAAGAUCAAAGAGCUCAGAGUGAGGAGCGUGGACGAGAUUGGAGGGAACCGCAUCGAGGAGUGAGCUAAGCUUGGACAUUUGCUCCAACUCAUGCAGAUACAAGCUGCUCUCACUGUGGCUCCGCCGUCAUCAUCUGCUGAUCCUCUAUCGUCCGAGCAUUGAGCAGGACUUUGCUGGAGGAUUCUCGGGAUGUUUCAUGCUGUGAACAAGAAUCACGAGCAUGGACCCUUUUCGGAGUCCGAACUCCGCAACGCAACCGCUGGCAACGAAAGGAAGCAGGAGGAACGGCUGUUGCGAAUGUCCGCCACAUUGGCGCGUCUACUCAUCAAACCAUCGAUCAACCGGCAAAAGUGCCAGGUUCCCCGGAGGACACCUCGAAGAGUGUUCGAACAUCGAGCACUUGCCUGCGAACAGAUUAGUCAAUGGCACCAAUCGCUGUAGCAACAAUCUAGAGAAUUCAGACUCGAAAUUGAACACAUUCCAGAUC
Pseudocercospora fijiensis CIRAD86 is the source of this 1328-nucleotide messenger RNA. RefSeq lists its product as uncharacterized. The transcript has a single exon. Gene Ontology annotation, molecular function: structural constituent of ribosome. Gene Ontology annotation, cellular component: mitochondrial large ribosomal subunit. The annotation marks the transcript as partial. The record is from RefSeq and is a predicted model, not a curated record. NCBI's taxonomy places the organism in Eukaryota, Fungi, Ascomycota, Dothideomycetes, Mycosphaerellales, Mycosphaerellaceae.